UCUGUGAACUGUGGAAUUGUGCGGACUCUGUUGAUUCUUGUUCUUGUUGUAUAUUGUGUGUUUUGAAAGGAAUUAUAGUUGGAGUAACUGGAAAGUAUAAUAAUUAAACUAUUUAUUACAAUAUUUGACUAGGUUUUAGUUGAAUGAAUAUUAGGUAGUUUAUAUUAGUGCAAAUGAGUGAAAAUCCUAAAAUAAUUGUGCCAAAGGAAGAAGGCAAAGAAGAUUCCGAUGCCGAUGCUGAGGAAGAGGAUGAAAUAAUAGAAGAUGAACAGGAAGAUGAGGAUAUUGAGUUUUCCAGUGCAGAUGAAGAUUCUGAAAAAUUGGAAGAUGGGAGCAGUGAAAAAAAGUCAUAUGUUUGUGACCUCUGCCCGGGAAGUAUGUUCAGUCAUCAUAAUGGAUACUACAAUCAUUUGAAACGUAAACACAAUGUCGUUUGCUACUCGAAGGGGUCAAUAUCCUGCCGAGAAAAAGGCUGCACGUUCCGGUGCUCAAUGAGAGAAAAACUACAGUCUCAUCUCAUGCAUACUCACAAGAAACCUCUAGCAUUCUCUCAAUUGAAAUUCAGCUCUAUGAAAGAUUUUGAAGAAUGGAGAGAGGUUUUUGAGAAGCAGGAAAAAUGUAGAUUCGUGAAGAAGUCAGGAACACGCAUACGGCGCCAAACCGGCGAGAAACACACCUAUCUUUACUGCAGUCGGUCGGGUACAUUCGUCAGCAACAGCAAAGGAGUGCGCAAUCAGUUCAAGAAAGUGUCGUCCAAGAUCAGCAACUACUGCACUGCUUCCAUCGACUGCGUCGAACAGUUGGAUGGAACUGUGCUGGCCAAACUGUGUUCAACGCACUACGGCCACGAUCCUUCCGUCGAAUUCCUCAGACUGACAAAAGCCGACAAAGACAAUAUCGCCAGCCAGCUUGGCAAAGGCGUCUCACGUGAUAUAGUAUUGGACAAUAUAAGGGCUAGUGUAGGAGAAGACGUUGAUCGGAUACAUCUACUCACAAUGAAAGAUAUCAGGAACAUUGAGCGCUCGUACAAUAUCAAAGCAGAAAUUAAAAGUAGAGAAUUCAGCUGCGGAUUUGCCAGUGUCAACGAAUGGGUUCGAGAAAUGGAAUGUCUAGGUGAUGAAAGUCCCAUACUCUUCUACAAACCCAAGAAUCAAUCGAAGAUUGUUGCCGAAGGUGAACACUUUCUAGGAUUAGAUGAUUUCUGUGUGGUGCUAAUGACUAAGGGACAGCAGGACAUACUCCGCAAGUUUGGUCAAAAUGGAGUUUUCUACAUAACAUGGAUGAGUAUAAGUAAUGGUUAUGAUCUAUCUCUUCUAUCUCUAAUGGUAACUGACGAUUUGAAUGAGGCGUUCCCAGUUGCUUACAUGGUAUGCAGUGCAAUGUCUAAAAGCAUAGAAGUGCUUUUCUUUAAAAUAAUUAGGGACAAGAUGGGCACAUUAUGUGCACGAGCAAUAAUGACAGACGAUAGGAAAUCGUUGUUUGACGCAUGGGGAGAAGUGAUGGGCUUUGUUCCUUACUAUUUGCUAAGCAAUCGGUUUGUCGAUGCUGAUUGGAGAGACCGCUUGAUCACAGUUCCAAUGAGGACGUGCAGUGUGCUGUUUAUGAAGUACUUUACUCCUACCUAAGUGUAACUGACUCUUCCAAGUUCGAUGACAGUCUGAAUAAUUUUGUGAAACACUUAAAGGAAAGCCCUCAGACACAGAUGUUUGCUACAUAUUUUGAAGACAAUUACCUCCAUCGAGUGCGUCUUUGGGCAGGCUGCUACGACAAGAAGUCUGUAGGAGUCAAUGAACAUUUAAACCUCGAUGUAAUCUACAAUGAACUUGUAGCUGUUUGCAAUAGCAAAGGAAAGUAUUCUAAACUAUUAGAAAGAACACUGCAGGGACUUUUGAAGAUUGUUAGGGACAGACAGUACUAUAGAACUUCGAAAAUUUCCAGACAGGCUCAAGAGCUGGUACAACAUCACUCAGUAUCAAUGAAUUUGGAUCUGGAUGCUAUUCAGUGUAUGCAAAACAGGAAAUGGAAAGUAAAAUCGGAAAGCUCUAGGUUGAUCUUCGUAGUGACAAGGAAAACUUAUGAAUGCAAUCCCAAGUGUCCUUUAAUUUGUACUUCCUGCCACAUGUGUGCUCAUAUGUUCGAAUGUACUUGCAAGGUAUAUAAUUUUGACAGAACAAUGUGCAAACAUAUACAUGCUGUGGGGAGGUUAUUCAGGAAAAAUAUAAAAAUUAUGGAUAAUUUAGGGGGAUUAGACUUGGAAAAUAGUACUCUAGAUAAUAGUCUAUUAAAUUCAAGUAGUGAAUAUGAGAGUAAAAACAUAGCAAGAUUUGAGGACAAUAGCGAAUCGAAUGAAACUACAGCAAAUGCAGAUAAAAAUAAAGCUACACCCAUUCUGUUAGAACCGAUAGUUCCGAAACCUAUUCGUGAAAUGAGAACCAUAGUGUUACCUAAGAAAACGGAUGACAAAGAACAAAGCAACGAGGCUUCGGCCCUAGUGAACGAAUGUGAAGCACAAAACACCGCCACUGAUGGCACUCCAACCAAGCAAGCAGUUCCCUCACCCUCCCCCUCACCUUCUGAGGCUAGAAUAAAAACUAGGGCAUUAAAUUUAAUUCAUUGCAUAGAAAAACGAAUUCAAGCUUUGAACGACGAGACCAAAUUGAAAAACGUCUGCAAGGAAUUGAACUCUUUGAAACGUUUCCUGGAUUCUUCAGAGGCUGUUAUGGAUAAAGGAAAAGCUGUUGAAUUCACCAUCAAAAUUGUUGAUGGCAAUGAUACAGAAAAGCCACUCGGGAAACGAAAACUUAGCAAGAACAAAGGUUGUAAAAAAAAUCAGCCUUAUCCUGAAACUCAGAAAAAACAAGCUGGUAAACCAAAGAAAUCUAGCCUCAAUAAAAGUGUUAUUGAGAUUAAAGAUAGUAAUACACAUACCGUUGUCGCAGAAAUCCAUGAAGAACCAAAGCCGCACACGAAAACUGACCCAAUCCAAUUAUCAGAACAAUCUGGGUUGAAAAUUAAAGUGAAAAGAUUGGAUGGCUCUGUAUCCAAAGACCAUCAAAGUAAAUUAGCUAAAGCUGAUGAAAUAUUAGUAGAUGAAGGAUCUACUCCAAAUCUUAGACGAUCAAACCGAAAAAUAAAGAGGAAAAUUCCCCAUGAUGAUGUAACUGAUUCAUUGACACCUGUAGUCAAAACUAGGAGUCGAUCCACAAGUUUUCCAGAAAAAUUAGAACCAAGUCACAUAUCGCCGGAUAACUUGAAGAAUACUGGUGAAGACGACAUUGAAGUAGUUGAAGAAUCAACUAGCACUGCUCUAGAUUAAGAUAUUAUAAAUAUAUCAUUAAUCACUUACCAAGGUGAUCGAUUGCAAAUCUCAUUAAAUCACUCUUCAAAUCCCUUACUAUCAUUUAUGGUUUCAAUUUCAAUCAAUAUUUUUAAGAGAUAAAUUAUACAGUGCUUAACAAUUAACUCAACUAUUUUAGAUCAGUUAUGGAAAGGUAACAUGUAUGUUUGUUUUUGUGAAGGUAAAGGUUCUUGUAAUGUUUUGCAGCCUAGUUAUUGUUAUUCAGCUACAUUGAAAUCUUCUUAUCAGGAUUACAGCUUAAAUUAUCCAUGCUUAAAGAAAUAAAUGUUCUAUCUAAUUUUAUGUUAACUGGACUCAGUAUUCAUUUAUUAUAAUAUUAUUAAGGUAUAAGGUCAUUUCCAUAAUUAUAUACUUCACGAUUUUUCGUAUUUUUAUCUUGUCAAUGUUGAAAGUUAGUUUAUAUCAAUAAAAAAUUAAGAAGGUGCACAAAGUAAUAUGAAGUGAUAAAAAUAUAAGAUAUUAUAAUCAACAUAUUAAUCUGUUAUUACAUCUGGGCAAUAUAAUAGUCCUGAAACAAAUUUGACAUGGUAUUUUAGACAUUCUAUGAUUAGCUAUAAUUUUUAUUUUACAUUUUCUUUCACUCUUCUUCCAAGAUUUAGGAAAAUAUUGUAUAGCACAUUAAUUUUAUAUGAAACUCAUUGAAGAAAUUUUAUUAGAAUUACAUUGAACUUGUGCAAUAACUCGAUAAUCAGACAUUACAACAUAAUCUCAAGAGGUCUAUAAUUAUUAUCAAUGUCGAUGUAUUAGUUUUUGCCUAAGAGUCACACAAAGUGUUGAAAAGUAAUGCAUGAAUUCAAAUGUCUCAAAUGAUAGUGAGGCGGCGAAGUUGACAGUGAAGCGGAGACAUUUAGAUACAUUUAUUACUCCUCAACACUCUUAGCUACCUUCUUUGCCAAUCACAACCUUUGACGCUCCACUAUGUGAUUCCAUCUGUCGAAGAUCAGCUUAUGUCAAGGUAGCCCUAUGUUAAGAAUUAUUCAUCAUGAACGAUGAUGAGUUCAAUCAAAGUUAUUCCAAAUACAUACUUCCAUUUUCAUAAUUUAUUAUGAUACAUUUUAUUAAAAUUAGUCAUGUGAGCCAGUACCUUAAAUAUGAUUUUUUUCAUAUUUUUUAAAUUAUUAGACGCGUUGUAUUUUUUAUUGUUGAUUUUAUGUAGAUAGCCAGUCUACUUUUAAAUACUACUAGUGUAUUUAUUCUUCUACAAAAUUGUCAUGUUUAAAUUGAGCUGUAUAUUAGAUCUUGAUAUUAUGAUAAUGAUUAGUUUCUUCUCGAUUUGCGAAAUAAUAUAUUUAUCAAAAACUUCUAUAAGUAGAAAAUGUUGAGAAAGUGUAAAAAGAGUUUCAUCUUUUGAGGCUUGUGCACACCAAUAUAAUUCGUAUGACGGCGACGAUUUCAACUAUUUUUGAACAGGCGUUAGCGAGUUCUUAAUUUUUAAUUACUAAAUGUUAUACAAUAACUUUAGAAAGAAUUGAUCAAUCAGCUUCAAAUUUUGAACACGUAGGCCUAUUCUUAGAACCAUUUUACAGGUCAAGUUCGUUGGACAAAAAAUUGACUUACUCCUUCAUUUCAGGAUAAAAAAAUCAUUUAAAGUGCAUAAGAAAAAAAUUGUUAUGAUUUAUCCCAGCUAUGUUCUUCCAACCAGAUGGAAAUAUAAUAGUCCAGUGGUCGUUUUUCAGGAAACAGCCCCGAAAGAAUUUUUCUCGACGGUUCUAUAUGUAUUUUGGGGCGCUUAAUUCGAAUCUGGAAUUUGCUGACAAGCCAUAGGGCGGAUUCACCCCCACAAACUCCCUAUAAACGCUGUUUCUAUGCUGAGUCGCUUGAUUCUAGAAUUAGUUUUAUUCUUCUGGAAAUUUUGUCCGAGGACUAAAUAUAAUUUAUUUUAUUACAUUAUUUUAAAACUGAUCAUCAAGUUAGCCUACUUCUAUUUUUUGUAAUUAACGCAUUUUAAAUGUAUAAUUUGUUAAAACAAUAUUUUAUAAUCUGUUGUGCAUCAGAAUAUUACCGUAACGCAGGACUAAUUAUUAUAUUUGCCCCUGGCUCAAGUAUUGUAUUAUUCAUUUAUGAAGUCCCUUUAUAGGUUUGGUUAUGUUAUGUAUACUUUAUCAAUUUAUUUGGUAUAUAUUUUAUACAUUAUCAAUUCAUUUUCGAAUUAGUGUAUUUGGUAACUGUGUUGGUCACUAUUACUGUAAUUAAUCAUCUAUGAGAUUUAUUUACUAUGGGUUUGAAUCUGGUAGCCUAGCAGUCUGGAUUUUACUCCACAUUCCUCUGUGCCUCAAUUUUUAGAAAUAUUAAUGCUUGUAUGAAUUACGAAUGUUGUUGUAAAGAUGUUUUCUUGCGAAUAAAACGAAUGAAGUUAA
Nilaparvata lugens (brown planthopper) is the source of this 5715-nucleotide messenger RNA. RefSeq lists its product as uncharacterized. The transcript is spliced from 3 exons. NCBI's taxonomy places the organism in Eukaryota, Metazoa, Arthropoda, Insecta, Hemiptera, Delphacidae. The record is from RefSeq and is a predicted model, not a curated record. Bases 174 to 1625 code for a protein of 483 amino acids.